GGAACACGCGGUGGCCGUGAUCGCUUCUCAUGGCAGGAUGUCAAGGAAGACCAUCGUCAUGCGAGUCACUACCUUGGCGCCAGUCUCAAGGCGCCUAGCGGUCGAUGGGCAGCCAACAAGGAUCUCGAAUGGUUCAGCAAGCCUGGCACAGGCACAGCGAAGAGUGCAGAUGAGGCAGGCGAGAAGCAGGCAGAGGCGAGACGUGCAGAGAUUCUGCGCAUCAAAGAAGCAGAAGCUGACGCAGUGCUCAGAGCAUUGGGUAAGCCUGUGCCUGACAGG
This is a messenger RNA of Protomyces lactucae-debilis, 279 nucleotides long. Its product is annotated as kinase phosphorylation domain-containing protein. The record is from RefSeq and is a predicted model, not a curated record. NCBI's taxonomy places the organism in Eukaryota, Fungi, Ascomycota, Taphrinomycetes, Taphrinales, Protomycetaceae. The transcript has a single exon. The annotation marks the transcript as partial.